UCGUUUUAGCGAAUUCGUCGGGCGCGCUUCUCCCCAAAAAGCCAAAGUGCACUGAAGAGAAAAGGCAUUUCGUUCACAUAACUGUGUCCCGUCCUCCCGGUGUAUUCGUGUGUGUGUGUCUGUGUCGGCGUCUGUGGUCCGCAAGAAUUAACUGUUUUGUUGUAACAAGUAAACUGUAAUUUUACUCUGCUCUCUGCUGUAUAAUUUAAUAUAUAAUUACGUGCACUUUCUUUUGCUCAAAAAAGACAAAAACAACACAAAAAAAAGCACUAAGCGGCAGACUUCCUCUCCAGCUCCAGCCAAAGGACAAUUCAAGUUCAAAGAGUGGGGAAGCUGCAAAAGCAGAGCAGCACAAGAACAAAAACACAGUCGACUGCGGAAUAACGCCUUAAUUUCCUUCCCUUAAUACCCGUGAGAUUUAAGUGAUCAGGAGAAUCUACUCGGCAACAUGGUGCACGCCUCCACCGAUAACAAGUCCAGGAAGCUGCCUCAGUAUGUGGCCGCUCUGGCAGCAGCUGGCGGUGCUUUUGCCGCCGGUACCGUACUGGGCUGGACAUCGCCUGCCCAAACGGAGAUCGUGGUCGAUGGAGAGGGCUAUGACUUCCCCGUCAGCGCCACCCAGUUCUCGUGGAUCGGCUCCAGCAUGAAUCUGGGCGCUGCCUUUGUGUGCAUUCCGAUUGGCUUCCUCAUCAGCAUGAUUGGACGCAAGCUGACGAUGUUGAUGCUGGUCCUGCCCUUCCUUGUCGGAUGGGCCAUGCUCAUUUGGGCCCCAUCUGUGGGCUUCUUGUAUGCCUCUCGCUUCAUUCUUGGUCUGGCCGGCGGUGCCUUCUGUGUGACUGCUCCGAUGUACACAGGCGAGAUUGCCCAAAAGGAUAUACGCGGCACGCUUGGCAGCUUCUUUCAACUGAUGAUCACCAUAGGUAUCCUUUUCGUAUAUGCUGUCGGAGCCGGUGUCAAUGUCUUUUGGUUGAGCGUCAUUUGCGGCAUUAUACCCAUCGUCUUUGGCGUCAUCUUCUUCUUUAUGCCGGAAUCUCCCACAUACUUGGUGGCAAAAGGUCGUUCGGAAAGUGCCGUCAAGUCCAUACAGUGGCUGCGUGGCAAGGAAUACGAUUACGCACCGGAGUUGGAGGAGCUGCAUGAGACCGAUCGGGAGAUACGCGAGAAUAAGGUGAACGUUUGGGCAGCCCUCAAUCGUCCGGUGACCCGCAAGGCUUUGGCCAUCAGUCUGGGCCUGAUGUUCUUCCAGCAAUUGUGUGGAAUUAAUGCUGUCAUCUUCUAUUCCUCAAAGAUCUUUUUGGAUGCAAACACCGGCAUUGGCUCUCAAUGGGCUACGAUCAUGAUUGGCAUUAUGCAGGUGGUGGCCACCUUUGUCUCCACUUUGGUGGUGGACAAGCUGGGACGUCGCAUUCUGCUGCUGGCCUCUGGCUCUGUGAUGGCCCUCUCCACCACCGCCAUUGGUGUGUACUUCUUUCUGCAGGAUCAGGAUAGCACCCAGGUUGAGAGUCUGGGCUGGCUGCCAGUGGCCAGUUUGUGCAUUUUCAUUCUCAUGUUCUCCAUUGGCUACGGACCGGUGCCAUGGCUGAUGAUGGGCGAGCUGUUUGCCACCGAUAUCAAGGGAUUUGCUGGAUCCCUUGCUGGCACCACCAACUGGCUGCUGGCCUUUGUGGUCACCAAGACAUUCGAUGAUUUAAACAAGGGUCUGGGAAAUGGCGGCACGUUUUGGCUCUUUGCUGGCCUCACAGUGCUCGGCGUCUUCUUUGUCUUCUUUGCCGUGCCCGAGACGAAGGGCAAGAGUCUGAACGAGAUCCAACAGGAGUUGGCUGGCAACAGCAGCACCACCGCCACCACUCAGGCGGUGAAUGGUGCGGAAAAGUAAAGCGAAAAUCGGAAAACUGGAAGUUGAACCGCCGCAAAUCACUGUUAACUUUGCUGUUAUUUUAUGUUUGAUUUAGGUUCGCGUUUUCAAUUGAUGUUAGAAUUUUGUUUGUAGAAUUUAAUGCAGAUCGAAGGAGGGAAUCAGAGAUACGAGAUAGCGAUAGGGAGUUGCAGCAAAAACUGAAACUAAGAGCGAAGACUGAAGGUCCACUGCAUCAUAAACGAACUGCAAGGGUAGAGGAAGAGGUUCUCUGACCUCUUCCCUUGCCAUGGCAGCCACAGAAAAGACAACAGCAAUUUAAGAAAUAAACAAGACAUAUUAUCUAUGUAUAUUAAUAUAUUGUGUAUGUUUAAAGUGUGUAUUGUACGCCUAUUUAGCAUUAUUUCGCAUUCUUUUUAAACACACACAAAUUUCAUGAAUUUUCCGUACGAUUUUAAGGCACAAUUGCAUUUUGUUCGGGUUUUAAUAAAAUGUUUCUAUUUUUACAAUAUAUAUAUAUGUGUCUACGAAUAUGUACUAUAUGUAUGUAUACGAGUAUCUAAAGCUGUCCAUGUCUGUUACUUCGAAAGGCAUUCAGUCGAUUUGAAUUCAUUUAGCAUAUCCUCCUUUAAGUUGUAAACUAAGCCACGCCUUUUGCCACAUUUAUUUAUUUUCGCGUCAAAGCGAAAUAUGUUUAUAUAUAUUUUAUUAAAUAAACCACAUAAAGAUACACGA
This is a messenger RNA of Drosophila guanche, 2590 nucleotides long. RefSeq names its product facilitated trehalose transporter Tret1 (gene nebu). Gene Ontology annotation, biological process: carbohydrate transport; transmembrane transport. Bases 449 to 1876 code for a protein of 475 amino acids. Gene Ontology annotation, molecular function: sugar transmembrane transporter activity. The record is from RefSeq and is a predicted model, not a curated record. The transcript is spliced from 5 exons. Lineage: Eukaryota; Metazoa; Arthropoda; Insecta; Diptera; Drosophilidae. Gene Ontology annotation, cellular component: membrane.